GACAGCCUGUGGCCAUAGUCCAGGACUUGGAGCUGGAGUGACCUGGGCCUCUUUGGCGGAGAUGAGGGUGGCGCUCCGGGCGCAUGCCCCAGACACGCCCUAUGGAAAUCGCUCCAGGGAUCCAUCACUGAACUUGGUCUUGAGCACCGCUGGCCAGGUCCGUGCGACAGGUCCCACUUCCUCGCCUGAGUGGGGUUGUUCUGGCCUCCCUCCGAGAUCUACACCUGUGCCUUGGAAUGUUCCAGAGAGUCAGUUUCCUGUGCGGGUGAAUUCUGCGCCCAGCGCCUCUCCUCUGCCUACUCCCUCCCCGCUGCCGGGACACCUCGGGUCGCACUGUCCCCGCUGCACUCUCAUCGCCCCCGCGCGCCCCGGCGCAGCCUCCCUGCCCCGCGCCGCUGCCCUAAGGCUCUCCGCGUCCUGUAGCCAGGUCCCCGCUGCGCCUGCCUAGCCCCAGGAGGGCCUUGUCCUCCGGAGUCUCCGGGCCAUGAGUCUUUGCACUGUCCCCCGCCACCCCACAGGUGCGGCUGCGGCGCUGGGGCUCGGUAGCCUCCUGGUACUGCUCGGGCCGGGACGCGCGUGCCCCGCGGGCUGUGCCUGCACCGACCCCCACACGGUGGACUGCCGCGAUCGCGGGCUGCCCAGCGUGCCCGAUCCCUUUCCCCUGGACGUGCGCAAGCUGCUAGUGGCCGGCAACCGUAUCCAGCAGAUCCCCGAGGACUUCUUCAUUUUCCACGGAGACCUGGUCUAUCUGGAUUUCAGGAACAACUCCCUGCGCUCGCUGGAGGAGGGUACAUUCAGCGGCUCGGCAAAGCUGGCUUUCCUGGACUUAAGCUAUAACAACCUCACCCAGCUGGGCGCCGGCGCUUUCCGAUCGGCGGGGAGGCUGAUCAAGUUGAGCCUGGCCAACAACCACCUGGCCGGUGUACACGAGGCCGCCUUCGAGAGUCUGGAGUCGCUGCAGGUCCUGGAACUCAACGACAACAACCUGCGCAGCCUCAACGUGGCGGCUUUGGAUGCGCUGCCAGCCCUGCGUACUGUGCGCCUGGACGGGAACCCUUGGCUGUGUGACUGUGACUUCGCCCACCUCUUUUCCUGGAUUCAGGAGAAUGCAUCCAAAUUGCCCAAAGGCCUGGAUGCCAUCCAGUGUUCACUGCCCAUGGAGGACAGGAGGGUAGGCCUGAGGGAGCUGUCCGAAGCCAGUUUUAGCGAGUGUAAGUUCAGCCUGUCCCUCACGGACCUGUUUAUCAUCAUCUUCUCCGGUGUCGCCGUGUCCAUCGCUGCCAUCAUCUCCAGCUUCUUCCUCGCCACCGUGGUGCAGUGUUUCCAGAGGUGCGCCCCUAACAAGGACACGGAGGAUGAGGACGACGACGAGGAUGACUGAUCCACCUCCUCCUGCUCUUCGCUUAUCCCACACUCAGCCACCGGCACCUCUCCAAGGGGAGACAGAGAUGCUGAAGACGGGGAGCAUCGCAUCACUCCGCGCAGUGAGCGGGGAGGAGCUCGCCUAGAUGUACCUGCUGGGACAGGAUCCCAGAGCAUAGAAUCAGCAGAGUAGAGAUGCAGGAAGGACGGAGACAGUCACUCUGGAGCACAGGCCACCUCCCAGGCUGGGGCGUUUGUGUGUGUCAAGAAAAUCAAGGCAGGCUUCACGGCUUACCGCUUUACAACCCUCCCAAGCUGACGUGAGAGCUCACAGCUUCUGACCUCAGAGGUUUUGGUGUUGUUCUUGUGACAA
Messenger RNA from Acomys russatus (golden spiny mouse), 1735 nucleotides. RefSeq names its product leucine rich repeat containing 38 (gene Lrrc38). Gene Ontology annotation, cellular component: voltage-gated potassium channel complex. The record is from RefSeq and is a predicted model, not a curated record. The transcript is spliced from 2 exons. NCBI's taxonomy places the organism in Eukaryota, Metazoa, Chordata, Mammalia, Rodentia, Muridae. Gene Ontology annotation, molecular function: potassium channel activator activity; voltage-gated potassium channel activity; transmembrane transporter binding.